This is a messenger RNA of Racocetra persica, 464 nucleotides long. Lineage: Eukaryota; Fungi; Glomeromycota; Glomeromycetes; Diversisporales; Gigasporaceae. The record is from the annotation of a GenBank genome assembly.
AACCAGGAUCAUCAGAAAUGACAAUUCUAUUGGAAAUGGAAUUUGAUGACCCAAAAGUAAUAUUACUUGCAGAACAAAAUAUAGAAACAAAUUAUAAAUAUGUUUCCCAAUUAUCAAGACAACAAACUAAUGAACAUAUUCAGGAAAUUGAAAGGGUCACAAACAGAAAAAUAUUAGAAGCAGAAACAGCUGAAGACAAAAAAGCUUACCUAUACAAAACAAUAUCUGCAUUAACAGAAACAAAAGAUGCUAUUUUCUGGAAGAAUAAAGAUCUAGUAAAAGAUCUAGAAAAAGAAUAUGGAUAUGCAACUAAUCAAGCAUUAAACUUAGACAAAAAAGAUUUUGAAGCAAUGCAAGAAGAAUUAUUGGGAGCAUCACUAGAAAACCUAGAUAAAAUGCAUGACGUAGAAGACGAAGAAGAACAAUGUUCUAGAAACAACAAAAAGCCAGAAGACAAGGCCUAG